AUGCCUAAGAAACGGCAGCAUCUCAAGCCAUUCAAGCCCGCCCCGACGGCCUCUCCGGCGCCCGGGUCUUCGUCCAACGCAGCUGGCAAGACUCCCAGGAGCGUCAACGAGCUGCUGGCCAGCUUGCGGCACGCCUCUCUCGACUCGUCAGCUCCGCGGCAAUUGCCCACCGUCACACCAUCUGUGCCGCCGGCCCUCAGGCAGAUACUGCAGAUCCCAGACACUCCAACCCCCGCACCCAGACGGCAGCACAGGCAGAGGCUGGACAACAAUGGCCGCCGCCUCCCAGCUGGGCCUCCUCCUCCGCGAAGCUGGGUCGCUACCAGCAGCGGUGCUACGCAUCUCCGAGGCCAGGCGUCCGGCUCGUCGACCGUGAACCGGUGUGGCCUCGUCGAUUCGACUUUGCCGGGCACGCAUCUGCCAGCUCCGCGAAGUCUCAUCAAUCUCAUUCUCAGGAAAAUCGCUGCUGACUGGGAGCUUCACCGCGUGUUUAACCAGUAUCAUCUGAAUUACAUUCCUGCACAUCUUAAGGCUGCGCUCAUUCGAUGGGUCGGCAUUGCAAGCCCGGAUGGUCUAUCGGUUCAAGACCUUAGACUAAUACUCCUCCCCUCUCCAGAAUCUCUGGGCGAGGCAGAAGACGAUGGCAUCUCUGACUACCAUACAUCUGUCAAUGCCGAGGUGAACUACUUGGAUUUAUCGGGCUCCUUAGGCCGUUCCCUAAGCCUCAAGGAAGUCUCCGAGCUUCUGUAUCCGUCAAAGAAGCAGGAGGAUUCCACUGAACCGCAAGAAUCUUGGGACGAGAGCGAGACCACUCCAAGUCCUCCACGAGUACUGCUACCGAAUCUCACGCAUCUGUCACUCGCUCUCGACCCCCAAUUGGCCUCGGAAGCAUCGUGGAGACAGCUGCUGGCUCUGUCACCAAAGCUUACCACCAUCACUCAUUUGAGCCUUGCCUACUGGCCCGACCCAUCUCUUACCCCGCGAGCUCGCCUCUCCACGGUCACUACACCGCAGGGCCAGAAUAUCGCAUACGGAGGGACGAAUUACUAUUCUCACUCCAUAGAUCAUGACUGGAGCGAGGCUCUGUUGGUGCUAAGGAUGCUCAGCAGAAGCCUCUACGCACUCGAGUUUCUCGACCUCACGGGAUGCGCACCGUGGUUCAAAGCCCUGAUGUUGCAUUCGGAACAUGAUUUCGUCGACUGGGUCGGAUCGUGGGGGAAGGUUACGCUGCUUCGAAUAUACACCGGGUGGACCCCUGGAGAAGACGCUCUUCCGUCGGAGCGGAUUGCUUACCGUGAGGCUGUAGACGUUGCUACUAAUGUAGAGAGACAUAUCAGGGCUGCACGUGGAGGAAAGGGCAGGAUCAUUACGGUGGAAAGGAACAGGAUAGAUUAUUGA
This is a messenger RNA of Trichoderma aggressivum f. europaeum, 1398 nucleotides long. RefSeq lists its product as uncharacterized. Bases 1 to 1398 code for a protein of 465 amino acids. Lineage: Eukaryota; Fungi; Ascomycota; Sordariomycetes; Hypocreales; Hypocreaceae. The record is from RefSeq and is a predicted model, not a curated record. The transcript has 2 exons.